Molecule: messenger RNA, 987 nt
Organism: Leptopilina boulardi
Lineage: Eukaryota; Metazoa; Arthropoda; Insecta; Hymenoptera; Figitidae
Exons: 3
Coding region: 300-866 (188 amino acids)
Source: RefSeq, a predicted model, not a curated record
ACUGCCUUUUAAAUGAAACGAAAUUUUUUUUUAUUUCCUUUUAAUUGUGUGAUAUUUGUAUUAAUAUAUAUAAAAAAAAGAAUAUUAUAAUAAAGAAAAAAAAAGUGCACAAAAAUCUGACCUUGAUUCGCGUCAUUGACCUUCGUAAACGCGGGAAAGUGAUUGAACCUCAUCUUCAAAGCCAAUAUAAUUGUGCAAAUAACUAUGUUUAAUCAGUGGUUAAAUGUGUGACGUGAUUAUAUCGUCUCAAUUUGCAGUUGUGUGAAAAAAAAAGAUUAGAACGCAUUUUUAUUUGCGUGAUGUCAAGACUAACAGACGAUCAGCAUUCUGCGGAAGUUUUGGAAUUUCCAAUGACUGAUGGUAAUACUUCAAGUACAAAUGAAGACAUUGAAGAACACUCGAGACUAACCAUAACAAAUAAUUGUGAAGAAUGUGAAAAUGAAAAUUAUCCAAAUAAUGGAAAAUUAAGAAUCGAUAAACAAGUAUGUUUAACAAUUGUCGAUGAUGACAAUCCACCGCCUUAUUCGGCAUUAAUUCCACAAAAUCAUGCCGCUUGGUAUUAUAAAUUUUCAACAAUAGACAAUUCAAAUGUAAGAAAUAAUACAAUAACUUUAGAACAAUUUCAACAAAAUGUCACCUCAAUAAAUAAUGAAACGUGUCCCGAUUGUACUAGACCACGUUCAUUAGAUACAUUUGUGACGUCAAAAACAAAUUUUCCCUCACCAGAUAAUUUAGGAAUAGUAAAAAUGACAAAUUUACCUCGCAGAUACGGAACAAUUCUGAUAGCAGUGAUCGUCGUUUUAUCAUUAAUGGUACUUUCGUUAAUUGUUCGUUUCGUUGUGGAGAGAAGUUUUUCGCGCAGCUAAAACACUUUCUAAUAACAAUUUGUACUAAUAGUAAGUCUUUGUAUCAUUAUUAUAAUUAUUAUUACUCAAUAAUGGAUUUUUGUACUCUAUUUAUCAGAUAAAUGAAAAAAAAAAGAAAUUA